UACAAUUUCGUCUGACAUCAUUUUUGUAAGUCUUCAUCAUAGUGACCAUGUGCGUACGAUCAAUUGGUUCCAAAAUAUCUUCCGUAAUUACUUUUAUCAUCAGUGUUUUAUUCUUAACAUCACAUGUGGAUGCAGCGAGGAUUUUUGCACUUUUUCCAUGGCCGGCGUAUAGCCACCAGGUACUUAAUCACCAAUUAUCUAUGGGCCUGGCCAAGAGGGGACACGAACUAACAGUGUUUACAACGAAUCCAAUGAAUCUUCACAUUCCCAACUACACAGAGCAUUCCUUGAGUCAUAUUUACCCUAUUGUUCGUACAAACUUGAACUACAUAGACAGAGGAAAAGAAGGGUUAGUGCAUCAUUUCAAGUCAUUCGUCAAAGUGACUGAAAUGAUGGCUGAUACAGUAUACUCAAAUACUGAUCUGAAAGAUUAUGUGUCACCAAACUCUACUAAAAAGUUUGAUCUCGUAAUCAUAGCAUCUGUUUACGUCGAUUCACUCUAUUAUAUCUCUCAUCUAUUGAAUGCACCUUUGAUCGUCACGGUUACAACACCAGGCUUCGCUUUCAAUUAUUUCGAAAUAGGUAAUCCUACAGUUCCUGCAUGUUUUCCGGAUGUCAACUUGGGUUACUCCGACCAUAUGGAUUUCCGACAAAGAUUGGAAAAUUUGCUGCACAUAAUUCGUCAAUGGUAUGAUUACCACUAUGUAUCAGGUCCAGCACACGGACGAGUCCUGAGGAAACAUUUUGGUGAUGUUCCAUCAAUAGAAGACGUCAGGCGUCGCAUCAGCAUGAUGUUUCUCAAUACACAUCCACACCUCCAUUAUCCCCGUCCAAUGCCUCCGAACAUUUUGCAAAUCGGAGGAUUAAGAAUGGGAUUGAUGAAUAAGACUCUGCCAGAAGAAAUAAAAAGCAUUUUAGAUGAUGCCAAGCAGGGAUUCAUAUAUUUUAGCCUUGGAUCGAGUGUCAAUAGUAGUCAGUUAAGAUCUGAGAUAUUGGAGAACAUCAUCGGUGCUUUCAGUGAGCUGCCGUAUCUGAUUGUAUGGAAAUUCGAUUCAGACUUACCUCUACAUCAACCGAGCAAUGUACUCAUUUGGAAAUGGAUUCCGCAACAUGGAGUUCUAGCGCACCCGAAUAUUAAAUUAUUUAUCUAUCAAGGAGGCUUGCAAAGUACUGAAGAGGCAAUUGAAUGCGGUGUACCACUUCUAGGGAUUCCAAUCAUUCUUGAUCAAUAUUUCAAUAUGGAAGCAUUGAAACGCAAGGGGAUCGCAGAGUCGUUGGAUUUGUACACGAUGACUAAGGGCGAGAUCAAAGACAAAAUCUAUAAAGUUAUAUCAAAUCCAAAGUAUAAGGAAAAUAUGGAAAAACUCGGGACUAUUUUACGGGAUAGACCUCGACAUCCAUUAGACGAAGCAAUCUGGUGGAGUGAGUACGUAAUCAGACACAAGGGCGCUCCGUAUUUUCAAUCGCCGAGGCUACCUUGGUACCAGCAUCACAUGAUCGAUAUCUACGCAUUGUUUAUCGUUGGAUUACUGGUUUUAUGCUACCUUCUUUGGAAGGCUAUACAAUUUAUUAUCAUUAGACCUCAAACUCAUGUUGGUUCAAUUCACAAGAAAGUCUUGACGAAUUCUUUGAAAUGGGAGAAAGUGAAAAAUUCCUGAAUAGGUCAGAACUGUGCAUCUUGCAAUGAGCUUAUUCUAUUAUUCGGGCCCGCACACGGAAAGAAUAUGACAAUUUUUGUUAAUACGAUACAAUACUCUACUCUAUUAGUUGACCUGAAAAAAAUUGAAAAUUUUCGGUAAUUUUAUAAAUUAUUGUUUAGGAGGUCAAAAUGGCCGGAAAUUGGUCCAAGUUGAGAUGAAUUAAUUUUCCCUCCUCCAUAAUACAAUAUUGUUCUCGCAAUAAAUACCGUUCGCAUUUAAUCUUGGAGUCACAUUAAGGACGUAAACAACAUCAACAACUCUAUGAGACCGUGAUUAUGCUUUUCUAACGAACAAUUCCUCCGCUGUUCUUCUAACAGCUAGAAGUUCGAAAACAUUUAUACUGUCUAAAUAACUGUGAAAUCUCUGAGGAUACAUACUCACAUAUUAUUUCACUUAUAGGUAUUGCACUCCAACAAUUAAAAUCUAUAUUGAUGUUUACAGAAUGAAUCUCUUAUGAAUCUACGGAUUUAUCGUCAAAAUAAUGUUGAGUAAUUCCCAGUUCUGAAACAAAGCCAAGUUACCACGCAAAUAGCAACUCGAUACUUGUCCCGGAGACUCAAUUCAUCAAGGGAGACUUCUGAACGAAUGGAAAGGUCCCCAACGCAAUAUGUCUAACAAUUUUUGCCCAAUAGAAUAGCUAUAUUGCCGAUUGUACUGAAUCACGGAAAAUAAUUUUUCGAAAUGAAUAUACUAACAAGUCAUGGCUUGCAAAAGGUUGUGAAUUCGAUUCCCUGUGGAACCGAAUUUUUCAACGAAAGCCUUUGGCGAGCGGGCGGUUGCUAAUAGAGUAACCGGCGGUACCGACAUGAGUUUCCUAUGGUUUCCCAUGCUACUCCUAUGAUCUAUAGGAGUACGAAUGCGGUACAGUAUAGAAUCCACAGCCGCGUGCGUAGGGUUAGAUAGAGUGCCGAAAGGAGACCUGACAAGAAAACUCAAAAGGCUGUAAAAAAAAAAUUUCAUUGAUUCUCAUUGUUUUCGGUGACGACCUGCAGUCAUUGAAUUUCUUUGUUUUUCGAAAAUCAGUUAAUAUCAAAUCUCUGAAAUGUAGACAUCAGUUAAU
Molecule: messenger RNA, 2760 nt
Organism: Diachasma alloeum
Lineage: Eukaryota; Metazoa; Arthropoda; Insecta; Hymenoptera; Braconidae
Product: UDP-glucuronosyltransferase 2B31
Exons: 5
Coding region: 48-1658 (536 amino acids)
Molecular function (GO): UDP-glycosyltransferase activity
Source: RefSeq, a predicted model, not a curated record